Molecule: messenger RNA, 1242 nt
Organism: Paramacrobiotus metropolitanus
Lineage: Eukaryota; Metazoa; Tardigrada; Eutardigrada; Parachela; Macrobiotidae
Product: replication termination factor 2-like
Exons: 4
Coding region: 185-997 (270 amino acids)
Biological process (GO): site-specific DNA replication termination at RTS1 barrier; mitotic DNA replication termination
Cellular component (GO): nucleus
Source: RefSeq, a predicted model, not a curated record
UUACAGUAUACUUUAUCUUCGUAGAUUUCACUUCCGGAUUUGUUUUCGACUAGAUGAUCGUCUUCUGGCCAGUUGGAAAUUAAUUACAGAGUGGAUUCCUUUUGUAAUUGGCGAUAAAGGUUCGUUGGUUAGCAGGAUCGUUACUCUAAGCUAGUUCAGCCAGUUUAAUCCUGAUUGAAUCAGCAUGGGAAACGACGGUGGCAGCAUUCCUCGACGUGUGGAGUUGGUGCGCGAGAAGCAGCGACCCAAACAGGCGGACAAGGACGCAGAGGCCGCGGCCAGAUGGAAGCACUGCCAGCUGUCGCAGCAGCCUCUGCGCCAGCCCGUCGUCGCCUGCGAUCUGGGCCGUCUCUACAACAAGGAUGCCAUUCUCCAGCAGCUCCUCGCCAAAAAGUCCCGUUCCCCCCUGGCUGACCAUAUCAAAUCGCUCAAGGACGUGUACGAACUGAAGUUGACGGUGUCAGCGGACAGUGCGGAGGGCGAGCACGGCGGGUCGUACGACAAGUGUCUGUGGGUCUGUCCGGUGACGGGGCUGGAAAUGAACGGCCGACAUCCCUUCUCCUUCCUGCGCAGCUGCGGCUGUGUCCUCUCCGAUCGCGCACUGAAAGCACUCAAAUCCGACACAUGCCCUGGCUGUAAUUCGCCUAACAAAUACACGGGUGACGAAGUGAUCCCGCUGAAUCCGCCGGCGGAGGAGGUGGAGCGGCUGCGGGAGGCGAUGAAUGUGCGGCGCGCGGAGCGGAAGGCCAGCAGGGAGGGCAAGAAGCGGCCGCUGGAGGGGAACAGUCAGGAGGCCACGACGUCCAAGACCGCCCGCACCAGCAGCAGCGUCAAGCACCCUUCGGCGCGCGACGCCGACGUGCAGCGCAUCGCGCAGCGCUCGGUGGCGACGGACCCGGCGGCCAGUCAGGUCUUCAAGUCCCUCUUCACCAGCAGCGAGGACGCCAAGAAGCGCGACCACGCCCACUGGGUCACCUACAACCCCUUCUACAACUGAACGUGUCCUGUUUCCUUUCUUUUUUGGUCUGCUCUUGACUGCAGUCGCUGAUUCCUGUACAGAUAGUUUGCGUUGAAUGUGGGACUUUUCAGUGGAAAUAGUUGACUAGUGACCUUUUUUUUUGCGUUUGCGGAGACCAUCAUUUGCGAUUGAGGAUGGUGCGCGGUAUGCGUUGAUUGGCGGACGAUUGGCGCUUGAGUAAUGGGCGACAGUGAGCGGUAAAAGAUAAAUGGCAGAUUGCCGAA